Triticum urartu is the source of this 1977-nucleotide messenger RNA. The record is from RefSeq and is a predicted model, not a curated record. Lineage: Eukaryota; Viridiplantae; Streptophyta; Magnoliopsida; Poales; Poaceae.
GGGACUGGUGAGCUUCUUCUGCCUCCUCCACUCCCCUCCCCUCGCGUGAUCUUCUUGUUCCUCUCCCCAGUCCGUACAGCCGCCGAGAGGAACAAUCCACUCGAAUCCUCCCUCGCUAGCAGCACAAAUCCAGUCCAAUCCAAUGCACCACGGCCCAACCAACCACCAAAUCGAAGCUAACCACGCCGGCCGGAGGGGAAUCGAGGAGGAGAAGGAGGAGGAAGAGUCGGAUCCGGCGAUCGACGGGCCACACGCCGGAGGUGCGGGGCGGAGCCGGAGCGCCCGCAUAGCCGCGGCCUCGGAGCAUCUCGGCGAUUGGUUCUAGCUAGGGUUUCGAUCCAUCAACCGGGCCCCCAAUCCCGGCCAUGGAGCUGCCGCCGCUCAAGCUCAACGUCGCCCGAGGCGAGGAGGACAGGAUCAGCGCACUUCCCGACGAGCUCCUCCUCCGGAUCCUCGAGCGGCUCGGCCUGCGCCGGGCGGUCCGCGCCGGCACGGUCUCCAAGCGGUGGCGGCACCUCCCUCACCAGCUCUCGUUCGUGACACUCGACGUCCGCUGCUUCCGCCGCGCCACGCUGGGCGAAACCAUGGACGCCUUCACGGCCGCUUUGACGUCCGUCUGUGCUCAGCGCAACUGCGAGUGCCAGCGCGGCCGUGUCAUGGCCAUGAAGGCCAUCUGCCUCCGCUUCUUCCUGUCGGCCUCUCAUCUGAGCUCCAUCGGCAGCGCCGUCGAGGAUGUCGUCAGCCAUGGCAAGACCAGACGCCUCGCCUUCCAAGUAUCCCCGCCCCCCGGGGUGAACUCCUUCCCGCAGAUCCCCGAGAUGGGGCAGCAAUUCAUGUCCUUCUCCCGCGCCCACCAGCCGGCCUUCCAGUGCCUCACCAGGCUACGCCUCAAGAGCCUUGCGUUCGGGGACUCUGACGUCGCCGCCCUCAUCGCUGCCUCCGAUAAGCUCGAGCAUCUCAACAUGAACUCCUGCGGACUGGUCGAUCAGCGCCACGUGCUAAAGAUUGACACACCGUGUUCUGUGAUCCAGGAGCUCGAGUUUAAGCGCUUUCAUUGCAAGAGCAUCCACCUCAUCUCCGUCCCCAGGCUCAGGACGGUGCUGUGCCAUUCUUGGCGCUCCAACAACCCUCCGAUGCGCUUUGGCUACGUUCCACAGCUUCGUCAAGUCAACCUCGCCUGUAAGGCCAAGGCGUGGCAGGUGCCAUUCCUGCUCAGCCAGUGCUUCUCAAUGACGAGUGCAAAUAACCUGUUGAAAUUGCAUCUCAAUUUUCGCCACCAAAUGAUAUGGAUUCGGCCGGAACAUCCCAAGCAUCUCACUGCCAUAUUCAGAAAUCUGGCCGAAGUGUCUUUUUCUGGUAUCUUCCCUGAGUGUGAUCUGAGCUGGACCCUAUUUAUCCUCCAAGUUGCACCUGCCCUGCACAAGUUUACAUUAUCUCGAGAGCGGCAUGCAUGUGACAUACCGUCUGAGGACAGUGCCGAGAAGACCAACGUGGUGUGGGAACCAUCCAAGGAUUUGAAGCACCUAAAGUUGAAGUUGCUCCGGAUGUACGGUUUUGAGGAUGAAGACAAGGUGACAAACUACAUAAGGCUAGUCAUGGAGCGAGCUGUGGGGCUGAAGAGAAUCGAGUUGCGUGGUGAAGUCCCAUGCGAGAAAUGCGAUGCCAUUUACCCAAGGAGAUCCCAGGUGGAUAAAGGUCGCAGGCGUCGGAUCAAGGAGCGACUCACACAUGAAUCCUCCUCGAACAUGGGGAUGAUAAUGCUCGUAGCAGCUAUGCCCGCGCGAUAGGGAUCAAACCGUCCCGCUGGUGAACGAUUGCGCCUAACCACCAGAGCUCAUGAGCUUUCGUGUUACGGCACGCCCAGUAAUAAUUUAAUUUCUAGGUACUGAUAGCCUGAGAGUACUUGAUCAGUGUGGACCUCGCGGUGUAGCUAAAUUGUGUGUGCUGCAACCUGGAUGCAUGUUUUUCUUUUGAGUA